AUGAAAAGAAGAAACUGCUCUGCCACAUCCCUUCUCCUGCUACUCCUGCUUCCACUUGGGGGUUCAGAGCUGGGUGAGUGAAUUAACUUUGGAGAAGAUGAGAAGCUCCUCAGGGCCUGCAGAAAUGGGGGUUGGAAUCUAUGGAGAAAAAACAUCCCAGGACUCAGGCAGGCCAGUCUUAAGCAAAGCUAUGGAAUAAUAGGAACAAGCCAGAAUGUUUUCACUAAGAACCCAUUGAGCAGCCCUGAUGACUCACAGACAAGAGAAAAAGAUACUAGUGAUGACCUGAGGACCACUGAAGGCCUAGGCCCCACUGAUGACUACACUACUGAACCCCUGGUGACCUCUGAGGACUACACCUCUGCCGAUCCAGGGACCACCGAGGACUAUACCACUGCUGAUCCAGGGACCACCGAGGACUAUACCACUGCCGAUCCAGGGACCACCGAGGACUAUACCACUGCAGAUCCAGGGACCACCAAGCACUACACCACUAAACAUCCAGACACUUGCUUUGAGGGAACAGAUCCAGUAACCUCAGUGAAACCCACUGGGCUGCUGACACCAUCAGAAUCAACCUCAUUUCCCUGGCUGACAGCACAGUGGCAGUUGCGCUCUUUGUUGGACUUGGCUUCUUUGUGGUGA
Molecule: messenger RNA, 645 nt
Organism: Neomonachus schauinslandi (Hawaiian monk seal)
Lineage: Eukaryota; Metazoa; Chordata; Mammalia; Carnivora; Phocidae
Product: protein PBMUCL2-like
Exons: 2
Source: RefSeq, a predicted model, not a curated record